This is a messenger RNA of Hypomesus transpacificus, 2792 nucleotides long. RefSeq names its product zinc finger matrin-type 1 (gene zmat1). The coding region runs from base 30 to 1937 and encodes 635 amino acids. NCBI's taxonomy places the organism in Eukaryota, Metazoa, Chordata, Actinopteri, Osmeriformes, Osmeridae. The transcript is spliced from 7 exons. The record is from RefSeq and is a predicted model, not a curated record. Gene Ontology annotation, molecular function: nucleic acid binding; zinc ion binding.
ACGCAUGUUCGUAGGCUACUUUAACAAAGAUGGAGGAGCGAAGUAUCUGUCCUCUGCCGAUGGCAAAGGCAGAUACUGAAAAUUACAUUAAUAGUAUUCCUAAAAUAUCUUCUGUUUCAGAUGCUGACACAGUAAUAAACACUUAUAAUACCAAUAGUUCCCAGCUCAAAGGAGACCUUAGGGAAGACCAGACACUGAAGGGACUGCUGACUGACGAUCACUGCCAUGUGUGUGAUGCCGUACUGCUGUUUGAGUCUCAGAGGGUUUCGCACUACGAGGGAAAGAAGCAUGCUCAGAAGCUGAGACUUUACCUGCAAGCAAAGAAAGAUGAGAAGCGGAAUAAAGACUCCAGCGGUUCUCAGAGGUGCAUUACGAUGGACAAGAAGCGCUUCUGUGAGCUGUGCAACAUGGUAUUCAGCUCGCCUGUGGUAGCAAGCUCACACUACAAAGGGAAGGUCCAUGCCAAGAACCUGCGCAAACAGGGCUUCAACCCCUCCGCCAAUCCAACAGGUGCCUCAAAUCAAAAUGUAGCCCAGACCAGCCUACCCCUUCCCACUCAAGCUCCUAGCACGGCGGGCCCCCAAAUGUCUGAGGAGGGGAAUGAGGACUCAGACACGGACCCCUACGCCCCUGCAGAUGUGGACCUCAGUGACCCCAACAAACACUGUCGCCUGUGCGCCGCCUCCUUCAACAACCCCCACAUGGCAUUGCAGCACUACAAUGGGCGCAAGCACCAGAGGAACCACUCUCGCCAGCAGUUGCUCCAAGACCUGGGAAAUGACCGCGUGCAGGAAAACAGCUUGACAUGUCUGAUAUGCAGCAUCGAGCUGAACUCUGUGGAAAUGUACCAGGCACACAUGCAAGGAAAUAAGCAUCAGAUCAGAUACACUCCAGGCUGUUUCUGUUCCUGCCCGAACAGAGAGAAGAAGGUUCUCGACCUGUGCAAGUCUCAAAGAAAAGCGUACAGCUCGUUUACCGAUGAGUUAGCUGACUAUGUCCAGGUCCAAAAGGCUCGUGGGCUCGCCCCCAAGACCAAUGUGGGCUCCACCAGAGGAAAGGGACAAACCCAAGGAGAGGAGCAGGAGAAGGAGGAAGACGGGGGAGGAAGAGGGAACAGCACCCAGAGCGAAGGCCCAGAACCCAGUGCCAAAACCCCAUACCGUCCUCUCUCUUUACAUCCUUUAUGUCCCCCACACCUCGCUGCUUUUUAUCCCCCUACAGGCUGGCGUCCACAUUAUCAGGUUGUGCCUACUGACCGGAACACCCACGGUUGGGGCCCCACCUUCCCUCACCUCCCCCCUCAGCCCCUGGUCCCAGGCUUGACUUCGUCGAGAUUGCAUGGCCAUCCAUCAGCCCGGAAGAGGGCCAGGGAGCAUUCAAGCUCCUCCUCUUCUUACACAAGCUCGUCCCCCUCUUCGUAUACCAGUAGCAGUAGCGACAGCAGCACCAGCGACAGCAACAGUAGCGAGCACGGGGAGAGAAGGAGGCGGAGGGGGAAGAGCAGGAAGGAGAGAAGACGGAGGCUGAGAGACGAGGAGGAGGAGAGGAGGAGGAAAAAGCGGGAGAUGCAGAUAAGAGACGACUCCGAAGGAAGGAAAGGGAGAGGGAAUGAAGCAGAGGGGGGAAGGGGAAGGGAGAAUAGAAAAAGACAGAGCAAAAGUUGUAGACAUGGAGAUGGACAGUCAGUAAAAAGAAGACGUGAGGACAGCAGAGAGGGAAAUGGGGGAGGGAAUGUCAAAAAGCAAGAUAUUGUGGAAGAGAAUGUCGGAUCUGCAGAACAGACCUUGGUCCACGUGCAGUCAGAGACAAAGGAGAGUUCGGAAGAGAGGGAGCAUAAUAAACCCAAGCAUAGGAAAGACAAAAGGAAAAUGAAGGAGAAAGUGGACACCAGGACAGAAGAGGAAAAGCUAUGGGACGAGUCUAUCCUAGGCUUGUAAAGCAAAGCAGCUUUACUGUUCCCUUCACAUUAACACUUGUGUAACAUUGUUAUGACAUGAGGAUGUUGUUAGUGAGCGACCCGACUAGCUGCAGUAUAUAUAGAUACUGUACACUAUCAACACAAAGCCUGUUUAGUGUAUGCUAGAAGGCCAGCCACGUGCUUUGUCAAAAUUUAAAAGAAAUUGAUGUUAUGAAACACGAAUGGUUCACCUUUGUCUAUGAUGGCAAAGAACCUUUGACUUUAGUAAGGUCAUGUUUGUUUAGUUUUCAGUUAAUAUUAAGCCAAUGUUAGCUUUUGUUUCCCAAAAACAGCCUCUGUAUUGUAUUUUUACAGUAUGACUAUUUUCAAGAUGAAACCGUUUUGACAGACCUCACAACAUACAAAUACACCAUCACAAUACAAAUCUUCUUUUCAGAGAGAGAUUCAGUAAGCGGUAUUCAAUCAUGCAUAGAUUCAAUGUUCUGUUGGCCCGAUUUCCACAAUGUAGUACCUUCUUUUCCAUACAUUUUAUUUGACCUGUUUCAGGUACACCACAACAGCAGCCUCGGAAACAAAGGUCCCUUAUUUAUUUCGUUUUCAGCUAACAAGCCCUGGGUCUUACUUUCAAAUACUUAUUUUAUGUUCAGUCUACCCAAUGAAACCAGUCAAAUUCUGCAAAUGUACACUGCAUAAAAUACAAGCCCCCUAAGUACUCUAUUGUAUGAGUGAUAGGGACGGGGUAGAGACAUUGAUAAUACUUUUUGACAAUCUGUCACCAUGAAGUUAUAUUUACCUGAGAAAUAAUAGGUGUGUACAUUUAUAUCUCUUCUGUGUUUGUUCAAAAUGUCAAUGUAUGGUUUGCUAUCUUGCUAUC